GUUUGAAUAUGUUUGUUCUGAGCAGGUUGAUCUUGCUGUUGAAUGAUUUAACAUAGAAGGUGAUGGUGGACGAUGUGGAUAGUUCUAAUACGAAUUUGUCGCUCGUAGAAGAACAUUCUUCAACACAAAUAAGAUCAAGUUUAAGUUGUGAUAGCCCGCAAAACAAACCUAAUAAUAAGACCUGGAGCAGUUCACUAAAGUGUUCUGUUUCGUGUACUUCUUUAUUACCGGUUUUCAGCAUACCUUCAGAAAAGAGUCCUUCUUCGUAUGUCUACCGCACAGAUGGUGCUGAGCGUGGACUGUGUGUUGUUUUUUCAGUUGAUAAAUUUGAUCCGAUACUUUGUUUGCCACCAAGAAAUGGUUCUUUGGUUGAUAUACAAAAUAUUAAGAGAGCUUUUACGAGCCUCGACUUUAGGGUCAUAGUGCAUUCAAAUCCGACAUCCGAAAGUUUAUUUUCUUUAAUCCGAACAAUCUCAACACAAAAUCUACGCGACCAUGAUUGUUUCGCUUGUGUAAUUCUUUCUCAUGGUGAUGAGGGUGGAUUAAUAUACGCAACAGAUGGUUCUAUUCCCGUGGAUCGUAUCAUCGCUCCAUUUCGUGGGGAUCAAUGUUUGGAUUUAAGAGGCAAGCCAAAACUAUUCUUUAUCCAAGCAUGCCGUGGAAUGGCACUUGAUGACGGCGUAUUUGUUUGUGAUGGACCUUUAUCUAAUAGUAAAUCUGCGGAUGCUGCGACAACAACAAGACGGAUUCCAGUUGAGGCAGAUCUUUUCAUCGCCUAUUCAGUCCAACCAGGUUAUUACGCAUUUCGUAACUCCGUCAACGGUUCUUGGUUCAUACGAGCCUUAUCUGAUGUCUUGCUUCGGUAUGGAAAUACUUUAGAUUUGUUGAGUAUCAUGACACGUGUGAACUAUGAGGUUGCUUUUGAAUACGAGUCAACUGCAGCCAAUCCCUCAUUCUGCGGUAAGAAGCAAAUGCCAUCGUUUGUGUCUACUUUGACAAAGCACGUCAUCUUUCCACCAAAAAAACAUCGAAAUACUUCGAAACUGCUGUAAAGUUUUUAAUUCAAAGCAACUAACUGAUGGAUGUAUUCAUUAAAAUUUUUCAGAUUCGAAACAAGAAAAUAACGUGAUAUAAUUUUCUUACGGUAAAAUCCAGAGAAACAAUUUUCUAUACUUUAAAUGAUAUUUUCUCUAAAUUCCAUAUCCCUUGUGAAGUACAUGUUGAAAAUGAUAGCUGUCUAAUUUUUUGAACAAUCUGUUACAUGAUCUUCAGUUUCUUUUGAGAUAACGAUUUAUUUAAGCCUUCUAUUUGACGACCUAAAUAUCCUACUGAACAGCUAAAAAGUAUAUUUUAGUGACGUGUUUAAAUCCAUAAGAAACCUUCGAUACUGACAGUCUUAGCGUCGGAUAUAUAAAAUGGUCGAAAUAAUGUCGAGUAAAAAAAUUAGUGUUAUACUUAGAUGCUACUUUCUGCCUUUUUUUCUGACGAAUUUACUUUCCC
Schistosoma curassoni is the source of this 1500-nucleotide messenger RNA. The record is from the annotation of a GenBank genome assembly. Lineage: Eukaryota; Metazoa; Platyhelminthes; Trematoda; Strigeidida; Schistosomatidae.